AUGACCGAAUAUGAUUCGGAUGAGUUGUUGCGGCUGUUACAAGGUGUGGAACCUGAUUCCGACUUUGAUGUUGAAUGGGAAAGCACAUCAGAAGAGGACGAUAAUGAGGUGGAGAUCUCGUGGUCGGCGGCGGAGGUGCGCGCGGCGUGCUGCGUGGACGAGCGGCGCCUGGAGCUGCGCGUGGCGCUGCAGCGCGCGCACCCGCUGCGGCCGCCGCGCCUCGACGCCGGCGCCGCGCCCGCGCUGCCCGGCCGGCCCGCGCACUGGCUGGCGCUGUACCUGGCGGCCGGCGGCCGGCUGCGCGGCGCGCUGCGCCUGUGGGCGGGCGCCGUGAGCGCGCGCGUGGCGGCGGCGCCGCAGUGCUACAUCUGCUACUGCCGCCUGCACCCCGCGUCGGGCCGCCUGCCGCGCGUGCCCUGCCACCAGUGCAAGAACAAGUUCCACAACGUCUGCCUGCGCAAAUGGUUCGCGACGAGUAACAAAUCCAACUGUCCGCUGUGCAGAGCGGCGUUCUGAUGCACUCCGCUGCCCCCCACCCGACGUAUCGAUGUACGACGACCUGUCUGUACGGACCCCCACUGUGUAUCAUAUGUAUAUACUCGAACCACUUAUGAUCCCGUAUGUACCGUAAACCGUAAACGAUUCGACUAGAAAUAAACCUAAUGCGGUAAUAUGCUGUAUUAUUCUUCACGGUGAAGAUUAUUAACAGUUACACAUAUAUGUAUUUUAUUGAAAUAAAAGAAUUUUAAAUUAAAAAACAACAUCCCAUAGUUACGAAUAAAUAAUAUGAUAGAA
Messenger RNA from Spodoptera exigua (beet armyworm), 795 nucleotides. Lineage: Eukaryota; Metazoa; Arthropoda; Insecta; Lepidoptera; Noctuidae. The record is from the annotation of a GenBank genome assembly.